CUUUCUGUCCCUCCUGGCUCUCCGUAGUGGCGGUUACUGUGGGACCCAGCGGCUCAAAUUAUAAACCAGCUUUAAUAAGAGCGAUUCAAUCGUCUUUCUGGGCGUUGCCAUGGAGGAGGUGACCCGGCUGGUGUCCACAGGGGACUGUGUGAAGAUAUGGGAUGCGGUUUCCAUGGCGCCCCUGCAGCAGUUCAACCCUCACAGCAUCAGCCACCCGGUGGCCCAGGCCUGCUGGAGCUCCAACAACCAGUACCUGGUCAGCGCCAGCAGCAUCGGAGACAAACUGGUGGUUUCCAGUCUCAAGUCGUCUCCUCUUCCGGUGGUUGAAUUGGGUGAAGGGAAAAAGCAGACGCGUGUGUGUCUGAGUUCGUCAUCUCAGUUCCUGGCGAGUGGCGGUCUGGAUAACUGUGUUCACAUCUGGGACCUGAAGACCAAGAGACUUCACCGCUCUCUCAAGGACCAUAAGGACGAGGUGACCUGCGUUUCCUUCAACGCCAACGACAGCUGCAUUGCGUCAGGCUCUACCAGCGGAGAUCUGGUGCUUCACAGUCUCACCACCAACUUGUCCAGCAAAGCCUUCGGCCACGGCAGCAACCAGCCCAUCCACGACCUGAGGCUGUCCAUGCUGAAGCGCUCCCUGUUGGGCAGCGUGUCCGACAGUGGCACCCUGGUCCUGUGGGACUCCAACACCCAGAAGGAGCUGCACGUGUUUGACGGGGCCCACAAGGCACCGGGCUCUGGCCUGGCCUUCUCCCCGAUCAGCGAGCUGCUGCUGGUCAGCGUCGGUCUGGACAAGAAGAUCAUCUGCUACGACAGCGCCAGCAAGAUCGUGCUACGGAGCAUCCGGGUGGAGUCUCCUCUGACUGCGGUGGACUUCUCUCUUGAUGGCACCGGUCUCGUGGUUGGAUCCACACAGGGAAAGAUCUACCACUACGACCUGAGGAACUCCAGCGCCCCCACCAAGAUCACUGUAGCACAUAAAACCUCUGUCACCUCCCUGCGCUUCCAGAGCAACACCAGCAGACACAACAAGUCCAGUAAACUGAGCUCCACCAAAAUUUCCAGCACUAAGAGAGUCUCCAACAAGCUGCCCAGCAGCCAGACGAGCCCUGCCCUCGGAACAGGCCCCGCCCCCCCCAGGCAGGCACCAAGUACAGCAGGGGGUGCUGGUGUAGAGUCUUUGUUCAGGGAGGCUGAAGGCCAGCAGGGGGCAGAGCCACUUCCUGUUCCAGAGAAGUUCUCUUUUGGAAGAAACAGUCUGGACUUCUUCUCCCCUGUCAGAGAAGCAACCAGUGUGGACACGUUGUCCAGAGAUGGGGAAGGUCAGCCGGUGGUCCGUCGGGGCAGCCUGGAUGUCUUCUCUCCAGUCCGAGAUGACUCUUACUCAGGUGCCCCCCCGCACCGUAAGACACCCUUGGGAACGCCCCUGGGAACCUCCGGGACACGAUGCUACAGCCCUCUGUCCGUCUUCCAGACGCCCCCGCCAAUCAAAGAGGAGGAACCAGUCCCUGCUGCAGCAGCUGAACCAUGUGACUCCAGAAAGCUGGACAAGGCCAGCGGGUCCAGCCUUGAGGGAGAGGGUCAGACCACGCCCACCUCGUCCCAACAGACCAAUGACAGCCAGCCGGCCCCGCCCUUCUUUACCCCAGAGCCCAGUCUCAGGAGGGCCAAUGGCAUUCAUCCUCAGCUGAGCUAUGAUACACCUGUUCACGGAGCCCCGCCCACAUCCACAGCAGGUCCAUCUCUGGCGGCCGCGGUGUCCAACUCUCUCUCUCACAACAUUGCAGACGUGGUCGGACAGGGAGGAGCAGCUCCUCUCACGUCCCUCCAGAUCCACUUCAUCCAGAACAUGAUCCAUGAAACCCUGGAGGACUUCAGGGAUGCCUGUCACAGAGACAUCAUCAACCUGCAGGUGGAGAUGGUCCGACAGUUUUACAUCCAGCUGAAUGAGAUCCACGGUCUGAUAGAGAGAUACUCUGUGAACGAGUCUCUGGUGGAGGAGAUUGAGAAGCUCAGAGAGGAGAACCGAAGGCUGAAGACCAACUUCUGACCCCCUGGAGGCCGGACGUGCCCACCUGGAGCCUUAACCACCAGACUGACCCUCUCUGCAGCCGGAGCAGAAAAAAACUGCCUCCCUAACCCCACUACUCAUCCAGCUCCCUGCCAUCCUCAGUGCCUCCUGCCAGGAAACCAGGAAAAACUGCUGGAUACUGCUUCUCUUUACUCAAAGAUUUUGUAUCAGACUGAAUACCAACAGUGCCCUCUGGUGCUGAGGAGAAAUACAGCAUCAUAAUGUGUGUGUGUAUGUGUGAGUGUGAGUGUGAGAGUGUGAGAUAUUGAGGUUUGCAUUUUGUAGCUGGAGGCCUUAGGCAUAUGAGUUGUAUAGCAAAGGAUAAUAAAAUAUAAACAGCCCUCUAAAUGGGAUGAAAAUGUAUUUUCCGACUGAUGUAAUAAAAAGAAAAUGUUACAGCACAUAAUAAAUUAAUUUCUGGCUAAAAUUCACCAUCAGUCUGAAGAUACUGUCACCUUAACCGUUUGUACAUUUUCAACCCAUUUAGAGGGACAUGUUGGUCAGAGAUGCCAAGCACCUUUCAUGUCUGCUUGUAUCAUGUUUUUAUUAAGAAGUCAUAGCAUUUAAGAAUAAAAAAGAUCCCAUAUUAAA
This is a messenger RNA of Myripristis murdjan (pinecone soldierfish), 2662 nucleotides long. RefSeq names its product NEDD1 gamma-tubulin ring complex targeting factor (gene nedd1). NCBI's taxonomy places the organism in Eukaryota, Metazoa, Chordata, Actinopteri, Holocentriformes, Holocentridae. The transcript is spliced from 15 exons. Gene Ontology annotation, molecular function: gamma-tubulin binding. Bases 110 to 2050 code for a protein of 646 amino acids. The record is from RefSeq and is a predicted model, not a curated record. Gene Ontology annotation, biological process: microtubule nucleation; mitotic cell cycle. Gene Ontology annotation, cellular component: spindle pole; centrosome; cytoplasm.